CCCACUGCCUCACCCAGCAGUGUCCCUGCCAGCCUCCAUGCCUCCACGGUCAACAUCUUCGGCACACGACCUCUGCAGCCUCCAGAGAGUGUCCUGGGCAUCAGCUUCAAGCCCUACAGCCCCGAGGCCAGCCCAGCCCCGAGCCCCUGCACGGCCUGCGAGAGCACACGUAAGGAUGGAUCCUCCAUGUUCAGAGCUCCCUGCAUGAGCCAGCGGCGGCUCGCGCUCAUCUUCUGCGUCUCCGUCCUCAUCGUUUUCUUGCCUGCAGUUAUGUUCUGGAGGUCACAGACUGGCAUCGUGUACAAGGAGCCUGCGGAGAGCUGCAAGGACAGUGCCGUGCGCUGCGACGGCAUCGUCGACUGCUCCCAGAGGAGCGACGAGCUGGGCUGUGUGCGCUUUGCAUCCGAUGAGUCCUUGCUCCAUGUCUACUCCAGCACCGAGCACCAGUGGCUGCCAGUGUGCAGCAGCUCCUGGGAUGAAUCCUUCUCCAGAAAGACCUGCCGGCAGCUGGGAUUUCAGAAUGCAUCACAGACCGAAUACAUCCCCCUACACAUCUCUGGGAAGAGCCUCACGGUGACUGAUGAACGAGAAACCAUCCAGCAGAGCCUCAACAGCUCCCAGUGUCUCACGGGAAAGUACGUCUCCCUCAGAUGCACAACCUGUGGGCAGAGGAUUUCUGGUCGGAUCAUCGGAGGAAAGGAAACCUCUGUGAACAAAUGGCCCUGGCAGGUCAGUGUGCAGUAUGGGCCCAUCCACAUCUGCGGUGGCACCAUCAUCGACGCGCAGUGGGUCCUCACCGCAGCCCACUGCUUCUUCAUGAACAGCAUGAAGAUCCUGGAUGACUGGAAGGUGUAUGGUGGGGUGUCCGACCUGAAGCAGCCCAUGGAGGGCAUCCCUGUCUCCCAGGUCAUCAUCAACUCCAACUACAGCGACGACCACGACGACUACGACAUCGCUCUCAUGAAGCUCUCCAGGCCACUGACGCUCUCGGCCCAGGUUCGCCCAGCCUGUCUCCCCAUGUACGGCCAGCGAUUCCAGACCGGCAGGUUCUGCUUCAUCACCGGCUUCGGGAAGACCAGGGAGAAUGAAGACAACACCUCCCCAAAGCUUCGAGAGGCUGAGGUGAAGCUGAUCGACUACAAGAUCUGCAACAGCGACAAAGUGUACGAGGGCUACCUGACCCCGCGGAUGAUGUGUGCUGGGUACCUGCAGGGAGGGAAAGAUGCUUGCCAGGGUGACAGCGGAGGGCCCCUGGUCUGCGAGGACAACGGCCGCUGGUAUGUGGCUGGGGUGACGAGCUGGGGGACAGGAUGUGGCCAGAAGAACAAGCCUGGAGUUUACACACGUGUGACAAAGCUCCUCAGCUGGAUACACAGCAAAAUGGAGAGUGAGAACGACUAA
This is a messenger RNA of Acanthisitta chloris (rifleman), 1401 nucleotides long. RefSeq names its product transmembrane protease, serine 13 (gene TMPRSS13). The record is from RefSeq and is a predicted model, not a curated record. The annotation marks the transcript as partial. Gene Ontology annotation, molecular function: serine-type endopeptidase activity; protein binding. NCBI's taxonomy places the organism in Eukaryota, Metazoa, Chordata, Aves, Passeriformes, Acanthisittidae. The transcript is spliced from 12 exons. Gene Ontology annotation, cellular component: membrane. Gene Ontology annotation, biological process: proteolysis.